AUGGAAAGGGUCGGUACAAUACUAUUUCUCAACCUUUUGUUCAUAACAUGCUUGUCCACGCAAUUAAUGGUACAGAGCGCCAUUGAAAACCCUAGGGAGAACAUUGACCAAUGGUAUCAAAACCUCCCCCAUGCACAACAGAAGCUGACCAUGCUGCACUUCUACUUGCACGAGGUCGUUUUUGGCCCGCAUCGGACCUUGGUGACGGUGGCCAACGCAUCCAACACCUCCACAACACCACCCUACUUCGGCCUAGUCAACAUCUUCGACAACCCCUUGACCAAGGGACCCAAACCCGGUUCCAAGCUCGUUGGUCGGGCGCAAGGGCUAUAUGGGUUUAGCUCGCAGGAGGAAGUGAGCCUGCUUACGGCUAUGAACUUUGUUUUCACGAGUGGGAAGCACAGCGGCAGCAGUCUCACCGUUUUGGGGCGGAACCCGAUUGAGCAGUCGGUAAGAGAGUUGCCCAUCAUCGCCGGAACCGGUGUUUUCCGGUUGGCGCAUGGAUUUGCAUUGGUCAAGACUUAUUUCCUUGAUACUAGUGGUGCCAUUGUUGAAUAUAAUGUUACAAUUUUGCAUUAUUGA
Molecule: messenger RNA, 582 nt
Organism: Pyrus x bretschneideri (Chinese white pear)
Lineage: Eukaryota; Viridiplantae; Streptophyta; Magnoliopsida; Rosales; Rosaceae
Product: dirigent protein 22-like
Exons: 1
Coding region: 1-582 (193 amino acids)
Source: RefSeq, a predicted model, not a curated record